AGAAAACCACUUGAGUUGUUCUUGGCUGGGACAUUGUGGCCACAAACGCGUCUCUAACAAAGACCCUAGACAGUCGUUAGCAGCUCACUCUGCAGGAGAACACCUGCCUGCUCUCCGGGGGGCUGAGUCCCUGUCCAAGUAAGACAGCAAGCGUGGGCAAUGUGGCUUCCACUUUGGGGAUGCAGAUCCAGUUGGUUUGGGAGAAAAGGAAGAGGAGGAGAGCGGAGGGUGAGGAACAAGAAGUCAGUGAGGAGUGUCCCCUGCUGCCUGCCCGCUGCCGUCAUGCUGAUCGCGGGCCUGCCACCCACCCUCUGUGCCGCAGGGCUCCUCCAACUUCUCUCCGCCGCGGGCAGCAUCUUCGACUCUGCCCGGCAGCUGAUGAGCAAUGGCAAGAACUUCUCGAGGGUGGAGGUGGAGCUGAGCUGGUCUGAGGCCCUGCAGCACUGCCGGCUGCACCACACGGACCUGGCCGAUCUGCAGAGCAUGAACAGCGUGAGCAGCAUGAGGACCCUCUACUCCCUCACGAGCAGCACCGAGGCGUGGAUCGGCCUCUUCUUCAACACGCGCCUUCGUGGCCUGAGCUGGUCCAGCGGGUCCACCUUCACGGCCCCGGUGUGGAGCUCGCUGCCCGUCUUCCAGGAGGGGGUCUGUGCCACCCUCUACUCCAUCUCCAUUUUCCCCAGCCUGGGGGCCAGCUCGUGCACAGAGCGGAAGCCCUUCAUCUGCUACUACGACCCUGCUGUGGGGCACCGCAUCUUCACGGAGCCUGCUCCCAGCCUGACCACCUCUCCAAAGCCAGGUGCACACCUAGGAGCUUUGCCUUCCUUUUGACUUGUCCACCUGGACCAGCCGGCAGCGUCAUCCACCUGCGGCCCAUCUGCUCCC
Canis lupus familiaris (dog) is the source of this 885-nucleotide messenger RNA. It is a transcript of the gene CLEC20A, whose product is annotated as C-type lectin domain containing 20A. The transcript has 5 exons. Bases 160 to 831 code for a protein of 223 amino acids. Lineage: Eukaryota; Metazoa; Chordata; Mammalia; Carnivora; Canidae. The record is from RefSeq and is a predicted model, not a curated record.